This is a messenger RNA of Bufo gargarizans (Asiatic toad), 4090 nucleotides long. It is a transcript of the gene LNPEP, whose product is annotated as leucyl and cystinyl aminopeptidase. The record is from RefSeq and is a predicted model, not a curated record. Gene Ontology annotation, cellular component: cytoplasm. Gene Ontology annotation, biological process: peptide catabolic process; proteolysis. NCBI's taxonomy places the organism in Eukaryota, Metazoa, Chordata, Amphibia, Anura, Bufonidae. Gene Ontology annotation, molecular function: zinc ion binding; peptide binding; metalloaminopeptidase activity.
GAGGGGAGAGGACGUGUGCGGCACAAACACCCCCUCCCCCGCCCGUCCCAGCGCUGACACGGGGCUCCCGCACCUGAUGGCCAGGCUCUAGCUGCAGCCGCUUCUACACGGGGACAGGUGACAGGACGAGCCAUGGACGCCGCAUCCACCGAUCGGACCCAGUUGCCUAGAAAUAUGAUAGAAAACAGUAUGUUUGAGGAAGAACCAGAUGUGGUUGAUCUUGCUAAAGAACCUAACUUAAAUCCUCUGGAAUCUGAAGAAGUGGAAUAUGAACCAAGAAGCUCUCGCCUACUUGUGCGUGGAUUGGGUGAACACGAGCUGGAUGAUGAUGAAGAAAAUUAUGAAUCUUCUGCAAAACUCUUGGGCAUGUCUUUCAUGAACAGAAGUUCAGGUCUUCGAAGCAAUUCAGAGAACUAUCGACAGAUUCAAGAGGGACUAUGUCCGGUUCCAUCAGUGAGAACUGUGAUUGUGGGCAUUGUACUUGUUGUGAUCUUAGUUUCCGUAAUUACAGUCAUUUACUUGCUUCCAAAGUGUACAUUUACCAAAGAAGGAUGUCAUAAGAAAACUCAUCCUAUGGAACAGAUAUACCCUAUUGCCACCAAUGGAGAACUCUUCCCAUGGACUAAAAGUAGACUUCCAAACUACAUUAAACCCUUGGAAUAUGACAUUACUCUUUAUCCCAAUCUCACCACCAUGACAUUUUCUGGCAAAGUUAACAUAAAGCUAAAUAUUGUUGAGAACACAAAGGCCAUUGUACUUCAUAGCUCAGGUCUCCAAGACAUACAGGCAAAUGUCAAUUUACCAGACGGUGCCAUUCAUAGUCUCUCCGUUUUGGAAUAUCCAACUUUUGAGAUGAUUGCAAUGGUUUUGUCUGAACCUUUGCUGAAAGGAACUGAAUGCUUGCUAACCAUUGAAUACCACUCCAACCUUUCAAGUUCUUACUAUGGAUUUUACAAAAUCUCAUAUAUGAAUGAAAAUAAAUCCAGCAGGUGGCUUGCAGCUACACAGUUUGAGCCUCUCGCAGCAAGAAAAGCCUUUCCUUGCUUUGAUGAACCGGCGUUUAAAUCCACAUUUCGACUGAAGAUGAAAAGAAGUAAAGAAUAUAUUUCUCUAUCAAACAUGCCGAAGACCAACACAUCAGUUCUCCCGGACGGUCUUCUCCUUGAUGAAUUUGCCACCAGUGUAAAAAUGAGCACCUAUUUGGUUGCUUUUAUAGUGUCUGAGAUGAAAAAUGUAACUGCAAAUGUGAAUGGGACUUUGGUAUCUGUCUAUGCUGUACAGCAGAAGAUGGACCAAGCCCAGUAUGCACUGAAUGCUUCAAUUGUCCUGCUUGAGUUCUUCUCAGAGUACUUCCAAAUUGAAUACCCCCUUAAAAAAUUAGAUCUAGUGGCUAUUCCAGACAUUCAAGCAGGAGCCAUGGAGAACUGGGGUCUGCUUACCUUCCGGGAGACCACACUUCUGUACAAAGAGAAUUCCUCAUCACUUAUGGAUAAGCAGUUAAUUACUGAAGUCAUAGCUCAUGAAUUGGCCCAUCAGUGGUUUGGAAACCUUGUGACUAUGGAGUGGUGGAAUGAUCUGUGGCUGAAUGAAGGCUUUGCAACGUACAUGGAGUACUUUGCUUUGCAGUCAAAAUUUCAAGACCUGAAUGCUGAUGAUAACUUCCUGAUGGCUCGCUGCAGGGCCUUGGAAAAGGAUUCAUUACAGACCACUCAUGCGAUAUCUACAGAUGUGCAGUCUCCGGAACAAAUAGAGGAGAUAUUUGAUGACCUUUCUUACAUAAAGGGUGCUUCCAUUCUGCAGAUGCUGAAUGCUUAUCUCUCUGAGAAAGUCUUUCAUGAGUGCAUAGUUAAGUAUUUGCAAGAUCAUCAAUAUGGAACAACGAAGAGCGAUGGGUUAUGGGACAGCAUGAACCUGGUCACCAAAUCGAAUCCAGAUGUGAAGAACAUCAUGAAGACCUGGACUCGACAAGCUGGUUAUCCUCUGGUGACUGUUGAAAGGAAGGGAAAGGAGGUGUUUGUGAGUCAGGAGCGAUUCCUUCGAACCGUAAAUUCCAGCAAUGCCACUGGAAAUUCUAGCACCCUGUGGAAUGUGCCUCUGUCUUAUACAUUUGGACCCUGUGAAGGAGCUGCGUGUUUUUCAGCAUUUUUACUAAGUCAAAAGCAAGGUAAAUUCGUUUUGCCAAGCGAACCCUCCUGGCUGAAGUUUAAUGUGAAGAUGGCUGGAUACUACAUAGUGGAUUAUGGUCAAGAUGGUUGGGAUGCUCUCAUUAACCAGCUCCGAAAAAACCACACCGUCUUCGCUGCCAGUGAUCGAGCCAACCUGAUCCAUGACAUGUUUGCCCUUUCAAGUGUUGGAAAGAUCCCGCUGUCAAAGGUAUUUGAUUUCCUUUCCUAUCUGGUGAAUGAAACGGACAUUGUCCCAAUCAGACAAGCACUUCAGCAGCUCCGCAUCAUCCAGAGUCUCCUGGCUAAACAGGGCUUCCUUGAUGUGGCAUCAAACUUAGAGACCCGGGCCUUUGACCUUUUAAGCCAUCAAAUUAACAAACAGGAGUGGACGGAUGAUGGAUCAUUGUCUGAACAGGAACUAAGAUCGUUACUCUUGGAUUUAGCGUGUAUGCGUGAUGAUAUCUACUGCGUUCACAAUGCUACUGAGCUGUUCAAUGCCUGGCGAAGCAAUGGAACACAUCUUCCAACAGCUGUCAGGAAAGUUGUAUUUAAAGUUGGAGCCCGCACAGAUGACGGGUGGGAGCAUCUGUACAACAUGUACUGCACAUCGUUGUCUGAAGCAGAGAAGAUGAAAAUGUUGGGGGGACUUGCCAGCACAUAUAAUGGCAAGAAAUUACAGUGGUUGAUGUCCGCCAGCCUUCAUGGAGAAGGUAUAAGAUCACAGGACUUUCCCACUGUUAUCCGGCUCAUUAGUGAGAAUAUUCCUGGGCAUGUGCUGGCUUGGAAUUUUGUCAAACAGAACUGGGAUGAAAUUACUCAGAAAUUCCUUCCUGGCUCGUUCCCUAUACAGUCCAUCGUGACCAAGACUACUGCUCAUUUCGGUACAGAGGUUUACUUAAAUGAGGUGAUUAAUUUCUUCAAUUCUACUAAGGGCAAAAGCAGAGAAAUGUGGUGCGUGAAAGAGGCCAUUGAAACCAUCAAACUGAACAUCGAUUGGAUUGACAAAAACCAUGACGACCUUUUCUGGCUGUAGCUCGCCCAUCAGAAUUUGUGUCGGGUGACACUUACAGGCCAUUAAAGCACAGACCGUGUCACGCAGCCUGCAAUCUUGUGUGGACUACUGGAGGGUUCUUGAUAGCUCAGGGCAAAAAGAAGAAUCUUCUUUUGUACGAGUGACUGUUAUUAUGGAGAGAGACUGUAUUUCUUACAGAGUUGUGACUAUUACCGCACUGUGCCAAGAGUGGCCUCCAUGGAAAAGCAAUUUCUAUGACCACUGUGCUUAACCUGCCCGGUAAACCCUUGACGUGCAGGUUCUAUGCAGUGUGUGUCAACAGCACAAAUUUUGCUGGAAUAUGGGUUUCUUUUAGACGAUGUAUAUAUUGAAUACAGCCAUAUUCACAAUGGAGAAUGGGAUUUGUUACUAGGACAGGAACUUUCCUUAUCGUUUGUUACAUUUUAACACUGGAAAGAAGUUUGAAAAAUGAUAAGAAUUCGUUAAGUGUUUAGCUGCCUUCUUCCCCCUCAGGUUUUGCAUUUGGCUUGUGAAAAAUUGUAAAGCUGCAAGGAUGUCCAUGACGAAUCACUGCUGACUAGAGUGAUCUUUUUUUAUAGAGUGGUCAUAUAUGUUUGCAGAUACAAAUGUAACACAGUAGAGAAUUGUGAGUUCUCAGACUAGUGGUAGGCAAUAGAAAUGACUUUUUCAUGACUGUCUGCUGAGAUGCACUAUGUUUUAUACCAAGCUUGUCUUCUAUGAUAUUGCACUGUCCUUACAUGACUGUACAUGCUAAUUAAAUAAGCCCCUGCUACUUGUAUGAUAUCACUCACUUUGGAAGCACUGCAAUAUGUAACGAGGUCAAUAAAGGGAAAAUCAAUUUUAGGGAAAUCUUAAAUAUCAGUUUAUUAUUAAAUGACCUUUCUAAUGUCAA